UCUCCCGAGCUCCCCCGAGCUCCCCCGAGGUCCCCCGAGCGCCGGUGCGGUCGGGUGGGGGUGGGUUGCGGUCCCCCCGCCUGGGCGGCCAUGGGGCUGCAGCCCUUGGAGUUCAGCGACUGCUACCUCGACAGCCCCUGGUUCCGGGAGCGGAUCCGCGCCCACGAAGCGGAGCUGGAGAAGACCAACAAGUUCAUCAAGGAGCUGCUCAAGGACGGGAAGAACCUCAUCGCCGCCACCAAGAGUCUUUCAGCAGCACAGAGGAAGUUUGCCCACUCACUCAGAGACUUCAAAUUUGAGUUUAUUGGGGAUGCAGAGACUGAUGAUGAGCGCUGUAUUGAUGCUUCCCUGCGAGAAUUUUCCAACUUUCUGAAGAACUUGGAAGAACAGAGAGAGAUAAUGGCAUUAAGUGUAACUGAAACUUUGAUUAAACCUUUGGAGAAAUUCAGAAAAGAGCAACUUGGAGCUGUAAAGGAGGAGAAGAAGAAGUUUGAUAAAGAGACGGAGAAAAAUUACAGCUUAGUCGAUAAGCACCUGAAUCUAUCAGCUAAAAAGAAGGAUUCACAUUUGCAAGAGGCAGACGUCCAAGUGGAACAAAAUCGACAGCACUUCUAUGAACUUUCUCUUGAGUAUGUAUGCAAGCUGCAGGAGAUCCAGGAAAGGAAAAAAUUUGAGUUCGUUGAACCCAUGCUGUCGUUCUUUCAGGGAAUGUUCACUUUCUAUCAUCAGGGCCAUGAACUUGCCAAAGACUUCAAUCACUACAAGAUGGAACUACAGAUCAACAUCCAGAAUACGAGAAAUCGUUUCGAAGGAACAAGGUCGGAAGUGGAAGACCUCAUGAACAAAAUCAGAAAGAAUCCGAAAGAGCAAAAAAGAGCAAGUCAGUUUGCCGCGGAAGGCUACCUGUAUGUUCAAGAAAAAAGACCUGCCCCAUUUGGCUCCAGCUGGGUAAAACACUACUGCAUGUAUAGAAAAACUGCAAAGAAGUUCACCAUGAUCCCAUUUGAACACAGAUCCGGUGGGAAACUUGGUGAUGGAGAGAUCUUCAGUCUCAUCGAGUGUACCAAAAGGCCCAUGGAUUCCAUUGACAGACGAUUCUGUUUUGAUGUAGAAACAUCAGAUCGACCUGGAAUUCCUAUAACAAUGCAGGCUUUUUCAGAAGAAGAGAGGAAGCAGUGGAUGGAAGCUCUAGGUGGAAAAGAAGCUUUGUUCCACAAUUUGAAUAGAGCCAGCCCAAGACCUGAAGAACGUGCCCAGUUGGAUAAGAUGGGAUUCACAAUUCUCAGAAAAUGUAUCAGCGCAGUUGAAACCCGAGGAAUAAAUGACCAAGGACUCUACAGAGUUGUGGGGGUGAGUUCAAAGGUCCAGAGACUUCUCAGUGUGUUGAUGGAUGCAAAAACAUGUAGUGAAGUGGACCUGGAAAAUUCUUCAGAUUGGGAAGUGAAGACAAUAACAAGUGCUCUGAAGCAGUACUUGAGAAGUCUUCCCGAGCCCCUCAUGACGUACGAGUUACAUGGACAGUUCAUCGUUCCUGCCAAAUGUGGCACCCCAGAAUCCAGAGUCAAUGCUAUCCAUUUUCUGGUUCACAAACUCCCAGAGAAAAACAGAGAAAUGUUGGAUAUUUUGGUGAAGCAUUUAACAAAUGUUUCAAACCACUCCAAGCAAAAUCUAAUGACGGUGGCAAAUUUGGGAGUGGUGUUUGGACCGACUCUCAUGAGGCCACAGGAGGAAACUGUAGCUGCCAUAAUGGACUUGAAGUUUCAAAACAUUGUAGUGGAAAUCUUGAUUGAAAACCACGAAAAGAUUUUCCGAACCCUGCCUGAUGCCACGCUCUCUGAGCCAACCUCUAUGUCAAUAUCUCCUCCAAAUGCACCACCGAGGCAAUCAAAGAGGCAAGGACAGCGAAAUAAGAGACCCGUGGCUGUAUACAAUCUUUGUCUUGAGCUGGAGGAUGUUGAUAAUUAUACAUCUCCGAAGGAGGACACCCCCACUGGCAGUCAAGAAUCCCUUUCCUCCCAGUCUCCGACACCUGCAAUGUCUAGCAGCCCUACAGGACCGGACAAAAACCACCUCAUUCCCGAUGCCGUGGAUUGUGUGGAUUGGACGUCGAAUCACCCGAACCAGCCUCGCGCCCCCAUGGUCCAGUGGCUUAAUCCACAGCCUCCCUCCUCGCCGGUUUCCACCUCAGCCGCCGCUCCGCCUUCACCAGUGUCACCAUCUUUCCCCACACCUUUCCUCACGUUCCCUCUCUUAGCUGCGAGCGACAAGUCAGUUGAGAGCACGGUGAAUCGGAAGGCUCGGGCAGUGUAUCCGUGUGUGGCUGAACAUAGCUCGGAGUUGUCCUUUGAUGUAGGAGCCAUUUUUGAGGACGUCCAAACUUCGAGGGAACCCGGCUGGCUCGAAGGAACCCUGAAUGGCAAGAGGGGAUUGAUCCCGCAAAACUACGUGAAGUUGCUGUAGCCUCAGCCUCCGGUACCCAUCCCGGCUACCCGUGUGUUAUACGGACGGUUGUUCCCUAGGACCUCCCCGCCCUCCUCUGCCUGGGGGGCCGGGAAGGGGUAGCCCGAGAGGAGCCACCAUACGGAGUGACGUAGCCCCAGCAGGAUUUCCACCCGUGACUCUGACUCAAGGCUUCGCCGGGAGCAGGGAGGGAAAGGAGAGAAGAAAAGGGGAUGGCUUCUAGUUUUUGUUGAGGGGGAAGAUAGUGUGUAGCUGAAGGGGGUUUCUACUGCAACCCCCCAGUUGGUUUCUCCCAACUGCAGGGAGGUGGGAUGGGGUCUGUGCUGGUCUCUUGUCUGUGGCUGCCACCGCCCUGCCAGGGGCAGAGCGACUGGUCUCCCCCCCCGGCCCCGUCCCGCAGGAGGAGAAUGUUGAGAACCAUUUCUCCCCAAGCUGGCGUUUCCAAGGAUCUCCGCUGGUUCUGACGAAGGGACGUGCAGUGAGUUUGUAUUUGCUCUGGAGGCGGAGGGCAACCAAAGGGCACAGAACACUCCCUCCUUCCUCGAGUGGUCAGAUGCUUUUUCCCUGUAACUUUACCCAGACAGGCACAACACACGUCUUUAUUUCAAGCUUUAGUGUCUCCUGGAUAUACCUUGUGCUGUUUGCCAAGAAAAAAAGAUCUGUAAAGGAAAUAAAAUUUUAUUUACUAUUUGA
This is a messenger RNA of Ornithorhynchus anatinus (platypus), 3153 nucleotides long. It is a transcript of the gene ARHGAP10, whose product is annotated as Rho GTPase activating protein 10. Gene Ontology annotation, biological process: signal transduction. The transcript is spliced from 23 exons. Lineage: Eukaryota; Metazoa; Chordata; Mammalia; Monotremata; Ornithorhynchidae. Gene Ontology annotation, cellular component: cytoplasm. The record is from RefSeq and is a predicted model, not a curated record. Bases 91 to 2460 code for a protein of 789 amino acids. Gene Ontology annotation, molecular function: GTPase activator activity; protein binding.